AUGGCUGUCAGUGGUGGGGUGUACCCGAUGGACCACGCCAUGCAGUAUUCUGGUGAGUCCAAGUCUCAUUCCUUGCGUUUCAAACCCUCUUCGGUCGGUUUCUGGUCUGGACAAAAGCUACUCUGUGGUGCUUGUGCGAUCAGGGCAAUGCAGCCCAGCGAGGGAGGAUUCACUUCAUGA
Messenger RNA from Penicillium soppii, 180 nucleotides. RefSeq lists its product as uncharacterized. Lineage: Eukaryota; Fungi; Ascomycota; Eurotiomycetes; Eurotiales; Aspergillaceae. The record is from RefSeq and is a predicted model, not a curated record. Bases 1 to 180 code for a protein of 59 amino acids. The transcript has a single exon.